Molecule: messenger RNA, 3657 nt
Organism: Phytophthora nicotianae INRA-310
Lineage: Eukaryota; Oomycota; Peronosporomycetes; Peronosporales; Peronosporaceae
Exons: 6
Coding region: 1-3657 (1218 amino acids)
Biological process (GO): potassium ion transmembrane transport
Cellular component (GO): membrane
Molecular function (GO): voltage-gated potassium channel activity
Source: RefSeq, a predicted model, not a curated record
AUGAUGGAGGUUAGCGACGUGACAGAUGAACGGACUAAUGGGCGAAGUCGCGAGAUCGAAGAACCGGAGCGAACGAAUAAACCGCACGCAGAUGAAUCUUCAGUAAAAUACACUCAAGUUGAGCCGAUUCCUGCAUUGCCACCGACCACAUCUGACAUCAACUCAGCAAACCCGAUAACAGAAAACCUCGUCACCAAGUCGUAUCUCGUGGAUAAAUUCCAACGGAGGAAAAUCUCCAUCUUCUCCGAGUUAAUGACCAAACUGCUCAUCCGUGACCUCCCGUUAUUGCGUUCUCCAAGAUCAAUCCAAGCCCUGGAGUGGAGAGCGCGUAUCAAUUUCUAUCUCACGAAUCCAGAGGAAUCUCAUAUCGGUUGGAGACUGCAUCAGAUCUUGAUGUUGGUGCUUUUUCUUAAUGUUGGAGUCAUGGCGAGUGAAACUCUAGAUGGACCGCGAUACGGCAGUUCCGACCCCGAUUUCCCUUACAUGCUUAGCGAGGCAUCUUACAAUUAUAUCGAGACAUUAUUCACAUUGCUGUAUAUCAUCGAGUUUCUAGUACGCUGGUCCACUGCGUCUAAACAAGCUCAGUUCUGGAAAUCAAUAUCCACUUGGAUACGUCUGCUGGCUGCAAUAGCAACUCUACCAAAGCUGGCUGCGCUUGCAAUGGGAGAAGAUACUCAGCGAAUGGAAGUAAUCAUUUAUAACUUACGCAUUCUUCGAGCAGUUCGACUAAUCAUCGCAGCUCAGGCUUUCAUUGGGACAAAAGUGCUCUUCCGCGCAGUAGCAGACGCCAUCCCCCCUCUAACAAUUACGAUGUUCUUUCUAAUCACGGUCGUGAUGGUGUUUGCUACCGCAAUUUUCUACGCUGAGCCGUGUUAUGAUCUGCAAACGUGCACAUUCACCGACAUUUUCAAUACCGGAUACUUUGUCAUGCUUACUGUUGCCACCGUGGGCUACGGAAGUCAAGUGCCGUCGAUGCACAAUGCCGGAUCUCUUCUACUUGUCUGUAUGGUGAUGAUUUUCGGCACGAUUUACUUUUCCAUGCCGUUGGCAAUUGUCGGUAUCAAGUACGAAUUAGCGUGGACAGAUUACGACGAGUACGCGAAGAAUUUAAAACAGAACCAAAGCGAGCCGACCAAUCCAUGCAGGAAAACUUCCAAGCUGUCCGCUAAUAUUUCUCGACGGGAUAUACUCAACGCGAUAGUCGGGGGCACGAACGAGCCGGACGAUACACUACAAAAGAUCGACGCACACGUCAUCAAAUACGCGAGUUCCGUCACCUGCGAUCGGUUCUACAAACUCUCCCAAGCCAUUUUGGAUGCCAAUUUUGCGCUUCAGUGCAUUAUUAGUCCUCCAGAUAACGGGUCCAAUCCUCCGAUGACACUGGAAGCUGUGAUCCAGUCUACAAAACGACGCAGCGAUGCAGCUUCACAUGCUUUAGAUGGAGUCAUGUCAAUAAUUAAACUACACUCUCGAGUUUGUGCAGAAGCUCAUGAACUGGUACAAGCGGCUCUAGCGUCAAAAAAUCAAGAAAACGACUUGGAUCGCUUCAUGUCGAGCGGCAAACUUGUUCGCAAGGACCCGCGUGGCUCGCGCAGCACUACACGGAUGAGCGUGGCUAAAGGGAAAAUCGCGGCAAUAGGCUCAAAGGCGAUGAAGGCCAUCACACGUCAUGAUCGUCAUACCGAUACGAACAACCUGCGAGCUCAGAUUUGGAACAUAUUCGAGUAUCGUCAAGAUAUCUGGCAAGCACGGAUCAUCAACAAAAUGCGAAUGAUCUCCGUGGUGCUCAGUAUUGCCAUGUUCUACUUACAAACCACACCAGAACUGCAGAAAACAGGACUGCAGACAUUUCUCUGCCUUCGAAAUGUUCACGAUUACUGCGCGCGAUACGACGAACCUGGUUGCUACGUGUUUAAAGAAGUUCCGUCGUCUGGAUCUGGGAUUUCAGUCGAAGUGACAAGCCAACGUUUAGAUCUUCACUGCUCUAUUGGCGACCCCGAUGAAUCCUGCUACGGAUCAGGUGUAAACUUCGCGUCGGAUAAGUUUCCCCUUUCCUGUAGUGACGUGUUUCCAUCACGUUCUGGUGUCGAGCAUGUGUGCAAGAAUCGCCUGUGUAACCCUCCGAUACAAUUUCUAUUCGACAUGGAGCCGUACUGGAUCUACUUUGAGUUCCUGUUCGGCUUGUUGUUCACUCUGGAGAUUGCGUUACGCGUGUACUCGCACCCCGUGCGACGCCAUCUUUGGGGAGACAUCCGAUUCAUUGCGAAUGUUCUCGUUCUUCUCCCGUUCUACGUUGAUAUUGUGGAGAUAUUAAUCGGGGAAUGGCCAACGUAUUCUGUUGUCCCAGCUAUGCCGUCGUUCUUCACAGCCGUUCGCUUUUUGAAAAGCCUACGCAUUCUCAAGCUUGGAACUCACAUCCCCGGUGCUCGUGUGUUGAUCAGAACUGCUCAACUGGUCACGGAAAGACUUGCAAUCCCGCUUUUCUUCUUGUUUUUGGGAUGUGCUGUCUCUGCGGCUGUAUUUUUCGAGAUGGAGCGUGGAACGGAAUGUUUCGUAGGAUCUGUCUGUAUGUGGUGGCACAAAAACGUUUUAACGUCCGAGAUGUCAGAAGGCUUGCCGAUUGGAAAGCGCGUACUUGUGCAGAAUACUGUAGUGACCAUUAUCACGGAUAUGUUGCGCUCGACUUGGUUCUCGCUCGUGAGUUUUACCACCGUUGGCUAUGGAGAUCUACAUCCUCGAACAUCACUUGGAAAGUUGAUCGACAUUGUCGGUAUGAUCUUCAGUUCGUGUUACACUGCUAUGCCACUUACUCUGGUUGGCGGUCAAUUCUACAUUUGUUACGAACUUCAUGCACAAGAAGAAAGGAUGAAGAAGGUAAAACAUCCACGCAUCAAUCCUGGCAAGAUAACUACACGACCGGUACCUCAGAGCAGGCAGUCGUUUGUCAACGAUAUUGAUGAGUAUGUUACCGGUCAAGUUAACUUACCGGAGAUUAACAAUACGGACGUAAGUGGGGCUAUCGAUGACCCCAAUGCAGUACGAGCAAUGUCGAAUGUUGCCUUAUCACCCCCCACAACUGCUCGAGACGAAGAGCCUGCCGCAGCGCCGUACACAAGGUUAACCGAUACUGAGGUCAUCAACCAGUUUUUUCUUAUGCAGAAAGUUUUUCACGAAACGAUAAAGGACAUUAGUCUUCUCAAUCAAUUGGGAAUGGAGCGAGUGAACACGAUGAGGAAAAAAUUGAAUGAAGCAGCUACUCUUCUUGCAGACAUAAGACGACGCGAAGAAGUGAUCGAGACCAAAAUCUCGGAGAAUAUGAACUUUUGUGUGACGGCAUGCUUGAACUUUGCGGCGAUGGUGGAGCGCAUUAUCGGGACGGAACGAGCUCGGAAGCCGCUGCCAUCUACCGGUCAUACAAACGCUUUAUUGGCCGCUGCAGACGUCACGAAUGAGUUGCUACAGUCAGCAAAGUCGACUAACAGUAGGAGGAGCAUCAGUGGCAAGUUUCCUGACGUGCCCAGACUUCAGGCGAAGAAAACUUUUAAGAGGAUGGCCACGGUAUCGAAAGUCUUGGCGGUUCCGCAAAAUCGAUCAGCGAGAGCCAACGCGAAAUGGGCCGAGUACACCAAUAACCAGAACCAGCCUCAGCCCGAAUAA